Scophthalmus maximus (turbot) is the source of this 1155-nucleotide messenger RNA. Its product is annotated as apolipoprotein A-I. The coding region runs from base 120 to 887 and encodes 255 amino acids. Gene Ontology annotation, biological process: reverse cholesterol transport; positive regulation of lipid biosynthetic process; triglyceride homeostasis. Gene Ontology annotation, molecular function: cholesterol binding; phospholipid binding; phosphatidylcholine-sterol O-acyltransferase activator activity. Lineage: Eukaryota; Metazoa; Chordata; Actinopteri; Pleuronectiformes; Scophthalmidae. Gene Ontology annotation, cellular component: high-density lipoprotein particle; blood microparticle; extracellular region. The record is from RefSeq and is a predicted model, not a curated record. The transcript has 4 exons.
GGACUUUGGGCUUGUGACUACAACAGUCACCUGGCUUCGGUAUAUAUACACGGAAGCACUCUGACACUCUCGCAAACACGCUCCAGAGGUACACAAGCCACAACCAGCAAGACACAGUCAUGAAGACGUUUGUGGUACUAGCCAUUGCACUGCUGUCGGGCUGUCAAGCCAACCUCUUCUAUGCUGAUGCACCCAAGCCACAGAUAGAAGUGCUGACUGAUGCUUUCUGGGACUAUAUUGCCAAAGCCACCCAGACAGCUGAUGACACCCUGCAGAUGAUCAGGAAGUCUCAGUUUGGACAGGAAGUCAAUGCCCGUCUGGCAGAGAGUGCUGACCUCGCCAACAUGUACGCAAUCAGCCUCCAGGAGCAGCUUCCACAUGGAGCCCAGGAUGUGAUCACCAAAGUCACUGCAGAGGCCGAUGUGCUGAGAGAGCGUGUGACCAAGGAGCUGACCUCUGUCAAGCAGAGGCUGGAGCCCUACACCGAGGAAAUGAAGGCCCAGAUCCAGCAGAGAGUGGAGCUGCUCAAACAGGAGCUGGCCCCCUACGCUGACUCCCUGGACUCCGAGGCCCUGAGGAGCACCCUGCUGCAGAAGAGCGAGGAGCUGAAGACCAGCCUGGAGCAGAGUGUGCAGGACCUGCAGGCUCAGCUGGGGCCCUACACUGACGACCUGAAGCAGAAGGUGGACCAGCACCUGCAGGACUUCCAGGACAGUGUGGCCCCCAUGACCGAGAAGGUCCAGGUUGAGCUAAGUCAGAGAGCCAACUCGGUGAAACAAAUGGUGGCCCCCUAUGCUGAGGACCUGAGAGAAAAGCUGGACCCCUACGCACAGGACCUCCAAGCCCAGCUCAUGUCCUUCUAUCAGUCCUUUGUCAAUGCCAACUAACACAUCCUCCUUAAUCAACCUGCUCCAUCAUCCAGAAAGAUACCAGCCUUGUUUGGUCAUCCUCUGUUUGUAGUAUGUAAUAAUGUAAUUUAAAUAUCUGAAUUGUACUGUAAACCAAGUUAAACAUAAUAUUUAUUGCUGAGUGCAAUAUUUAUAAAGCACACACAUGUAUAUACUUAGUUUUUCCUGUGUGUUGAAGUUGAAAACUGUACAUUUCUGGAACUCCUGUAAGAUAAACGAGAAAAUAAAUAGAUUCAUCUGGACAAUA